This is a messenger RNA of Toxotes jaculatrix (banded archerfish), 789 nucleotides long. It is a transcript of the gene c22h11orf98, whose product is annotated as chromosome 22 C11orf98 homolog. Lineage: Eukaryota; Metazoa; Chordata; Actinopteri; Toxotidae. Bases 68 to 451 code for a protein of 127 amino acids. The record is from RefSeq and is a predicted model, not a curated record. The transcript is spliced from 4 exons.
AGAAGAGCUGCCGGUAAUUUAAACCGUAGAAGAAGAAGCGUGUCCGUGUCCACGUGAGAGGAUCAGCAUGGCUCCUCCAGGAGGGAAAAUAAACAGACCGAAAACCGAGCUCGGUAAGAAGCUUUUCAAGCGACGGCGAGUCCUGAGUCGAGAGAAGAGGAAGAAACAUCAGAUAGUCGGAGCCGUGGUGGAUCAAGGUCUCAUCACCGUCCAUCACCUGAAGAAGAGAAAGUCGAGUCCACGAACGAACAUCACUCUGUCAGGGAAAAAGAAACGAAAGCUGCUCAAACAGCUGCAGCACAUGCAGCAGGAGAAAGCCACUAUGGACGUUGAAUCGGCAGCUCCACCACCAAAGAAGCAGGACUCCUCGUCAGCUCCGACCAAGAAGAAGAAGAAGAAGAGGAGAGCAGCUGGAUCCCAGGAGGAUGUGGAGAUGGAGGAUAUUGAAUGAAGAGAGGACAGAAUUAUCUGCUGAUGCAGGACAGUGUCCUGUCUUUUAGUCCAGAGGAGGACCAGGACGCAGCUGAUCGUGGAUGGAGCUCUGGAACAUGAUGGAGUGAUGAAAGUAAAGUAGUGUUUUCACAGUUUGUGCCCAGAGGAAUGAAAAUCUUCUUCUGUUUGAGUCAGAGAACAAAAACAUGGAUCAACAUCAUGAAGUCAUCGAACGUUUUAAAGUCUGACUUUUGAGAUAAACCAAGAUUUUGACUUAUUCACCAAUAAUUUUGACUUAAACACAGAAAUGUCCUUAAUAUCUCAAAAUAUUGACUAAAUAUCUGUUAAUUUGGAGGG